AUGCCUCUCUACGAAGUCCAACACAUCUGCCCCCUAACCACCGCCCAAAUGGACGAACUCGCCACCGCCAUAACCACAAUCCACUCCACGAAAUUCACAACCCCACGCCUCUUCGUCAACGUGAAAUUCACCGACGCCACCUCCCACAUCACCUACGUCGCGGGCAAACGCCGCGCGGGAAACCACAUCGUCGCCAACGUGCGCGUCGGACCAUCCAGAACCCAAAAAGAUUGGAACAGUCUGACGGAGGAGAUUGUGAGUGCGUGGAAUAGCAUCGUGCCGAUGCCGAAGGUCAAGAGGAGUGAUCCGGAUGUGGAUUAUGAGUUGCGGAGUUGUAUUUUGUUGGGGGGCAUGAUUGGCGGGUAUGAGGCGGGUUUCAUGAUUCCCAAGGCGGGCGAUGAUGUGCAGUGGUUGAGGGAUCAUUGGGAGGAGUUUGAGAUGAAGGCGAAGGGUGGGGAUGAGGACUUUAGGGAGAUGAUUGAAGAGGUCAAGGAGAGAGGAUUGAUGGAUGGUGCUGAUGGAAAGAGUAGCAAGCAGAAAUUGGAGGAGAUGCUUGGUUGGGGAGACUCUGCCUGA
Molecule: messenger RNA, 576 nt
Organism: Zasmidium cellare ATCC 36951
Lineage: Eukaryota; Fungi; Ascomycota; Dothideomycetes; Mycosphaerellales; Mycosphaerellaceae
Exons: 2
Coding region: 1-576 (191 amino acids)
Source: RefSeq, a predicted model, not a curated record